GAGAUUGCACACUUCUCCUCGCAACUAACAAUACCUCGCACCUAGUCACCACCGCACCAACCGCGCGCGACCGGCCCCCCGUCAGUCGAAAGCUGAGCCUGAGCGAGCAACUGAUGCCGCUAGCUAUAGCUGCUGCCUGCAGCACGCAGCGCCCGUAACCUAACGUAUCAUUUACUUCCAUUGCACUGCACAUCCUGUGAGUUCGUUGUCUGAGUGAGAGCUGGACGUGCUGCACCGAGCUCCUGGCCGAGAUGCUUGCCGUGUCGCCGGCGAUGUGCCCCGACAUUGAGGACCGCGCCGCGGUGGCCGGCGAUGCUGGCAUGGAGGUCGUCGGGAUGUCGUCGGACGACAUGGAUCAGUUCGACUUCUCCGUCGAUGACAUAGACUUCGGGGACUUCUUCCUGAGGCUGGAGGACGGUGAUGUGCUCCCGGACCUCGAGGUCGACCCGGCCGAGAUCUUCACCGACUUCGAGGCAAUCGCGACGAGUGGAGGCGAAGGUGUGCAGGACCAGGAGGUGCCCACCGUCGAGCUCUUGGCGCCUGCGGACGACGUCGGUGUGCUGGAUCCGUGCGGCGAUGUCGUCGUCGGGGAGGAGAACGCGGCGUUUGCCGGGGCUGGAGAGGAGAAGGGAGGGUGUAACCAGGACGAUGAUGCGGGGGAAGCGAAUGUCGACGAUGGAGCCGCGGCGGUUGAGGCCAAGUCUUCGUCGCCGUCAUCGACGACGUCGUCGUCGCAGGAGGCUGAGAGCCGGCACAAGUCAUCCAGCAAGAGCUCCCAUGGGAAGAAGAAAGCGAAGGUGGACUGGACGCCUGAGCUUCACCGGAGGUUCGUGCAGGCGGUGGAGCAGCUCGGCAUCGACAAGGCCGUGCCGUCGAGGAUACUUGAGAUCAUGGGGAUCGACUCUCUCACCCGGCACAACAUAGCCAGCCAUCUUCAGAAGUACCGGUCACACAGAAAACACAUGAUUGCGAGAGAGGCGGAGGCAGCGAGUUGGACCCAACGGCGGCAGAUUUACGCCGCCGGUGGAGGUGCUGUUGCGAAGAGGCCGGAGUCCAACGCGUGGACCGUGCCAACCAUUGGCUUCCCUCCUCCUCCGCCACCACCACCAUCACCGGCUCCGAUUCAACAUUUUGCUCGCCCGUUGCAUGUUUGGGGCCACCCGACGAUGGACCCGUCCCGAGUUCCAGUGUGGCCACCGCGGCACCUCGUUCCCCGUGGCCCGGCGCCACCAUGGGUUCCACCGCCGCCGCCGUCGGACCCUGCUUUCUGGCACCACCCUUACAUGAGGGGGCCAGCACAUGUGCCAACUCAAGGGACACCUUGCAUGGCGAUGCCCAUGCCAGCUGCGAGAUUUCCUGCUCCACCGGUGCCAGGAGUUGUCCCGUGUCCAAUGUAUAGGCCAUUGACUCCACCAGCACUGGCGAGCAAGAAUCAGCAGGACGCACAGCUUCAACUCCAGGUUCAACCAUCAAGCGAGAGCAUCGACGCAGCUAUCGGUGAUGUUUUAUCGAAACCGUGGUUGCCUUUGCCUCUUGGACUGAAGCCACCUUCAGUGGACAGUGUGAUGGGCGAGCUGCAGAGGCAAGGCGUAGCAAACGUUCCUCCAGCGUGUGGAUGAUAUUUGCAUGAUAGAUUGAUGGUUCCGUUACUGACUGAUUGCUUAUCUGGUCAGUUCACCAAAAAAUGGGAAAAUUCGCCGACAUGUCCUUUUAUUUUUCUUUUGGCCUAGCGUUUCUUGGACAUCUCGUUUAAUUUUUAACUUGUGCAGAGUUCGAAAGACAUCUUUGUUUCGACUCCGGGAGAAAUUAACCUGCGUAUUGUAAAUGUAAAAUGUAUUGGCCGUGAGUUCUCAGCAGCUAAGAAUAAAUUAAAUAAUGGUCCUCCGAGUAGGGUUUACUUGA
Molecule: messenger RNA, 1902 nt
Organism: Oryza sativa Japonica Group (Japanese rice)
Lineage: Eukaryota; Viridiplantae; Streptophyta; Magnoliopsida; Poales; Poaceae
Source: RefSeq, a predicted model, not a curated record